Molecule: messenger RNA, 1698 nt
Organism: Agelaius phoeniceus (red-winged blackbird)
Lineage: Eukaryota; Metazoa; Chordata; Aves; Passeriformes; Icteridae
Gene: SPATA1
Product: spermatogenesis associated 1
Source: RefSeq, a predicted model, not a curated record
AUGUCAUUGAAUCAAAUAAGACCUCGCACUUCACAGCUGUUGGAACUUCAUGUUUUUUAUGUCCCAGCAGAAGUGUGGAACUUCAAGCUGAAUACAGUUCCUGUAGCUCUUACUAGCAAAUUUGUCUCAGCUGGAUUUAUAAGGGUGUCUCCUCACAUCACAUUAAGAGCGCUGCGGGAGAGGCUUGGAGAGUACCUGGGUGGAGUGACAGUUGCAGAUAAAUUCAGAUUUUUAAAAUGCAUUGGGAAAAAACUAGCAGUGGUGAAAGCAAAGCAGGAAACAGAACUGGAACUGAAGUCAUUUGCUCCUCCUUAUGCACUUUAUCCUGAAUUAUAUUUAUUACUGGGAGUGGAAUAUUUUGAAGAUGUUUAUCCAUUGCUAUCAUCACCUCAACAAAAACAUCACGUUAGUGAAGAAGCUAAUAAUAGGUUUGGUCAUGGAUCAAGAUUAUCCAGCCUUUCCCAACAGAAACCUGAAAAAGGCAAACCAUUUUUAGAAAGUAUACAAAGCAGGUAUCAGGUAGAAAAUCUGGAAGUGCCCAGUCCUGUGGAAUGGGGUGAGAAAGAGCUUGUUCCAAUUUCACACACAAACAACAAGCAAGACAAUAACAACAGGAUUCCAGAAAAACAGUUUGAAGAAAAAGAUCAAAGUGGAUCUGAUGGAUCUCUCUUCACACCAAGUCAUUCAAAUCCUGCAGACCAGGAAUCUGGAAAGUGUGUUCUGGUAUUACACACCUCUGAGCAGAAUCAUCUCAGCCAAGAUCAAGAAGACUGCAGUGCUCCUAAGUGGAAUGACAAAGCCCAGGGAACUGCUCCUACUCAUGUAAACCACAGUGAUCAACAAGGCCAGGGUAACCAAAGACCCCAAAAUCACAUUAAAUAUCAAAAGGAACUAGCAAACAUGGAAAAUAAUGAGCACCAAAAAGAUACCAAAUUAAGAAGAGACAGAACACAGGAUGCUGAAAUUCUUAAAAUAAGGGAAGACCAAACUACAGAUUAUGUCCACAAAAAACAAAGCUUGCAGCAAAACAGAACUAAGAAGACUAGAGUUGGUCUUGGUGAAAAACUGGAUAAUCAGGCAAAUGAAAACAAGCAAAAUCAUCUUACUUGUCCAAAAGAGUGUAUUUCAGCUCCUAGUCCACCUUUUUUGGCAUUUACUGUAAAUCCUGAAUUACAAGUUCCUGUAAUUCAGGCAGCAAAAAACAAGAUGGCAGAACAAUUGCAACAAAUGAAGGAAGACAGAAGGCACAUGGAAAAAACUAGAGAAGAACUGAGAAAAAAGGCUAAAGGGCUACUGGAACAAAAUAAGCUGAGGAGAUACCGAGUGCGUGAGGCAUGGAAGAAGAAGUACUUUGAAACCAAGAGAGCUACACUUUCACUGGAGGACACUUUAAACAAACUGCAACAAGAUUUAGAGCUUUACCACCAGAAAUUGCUCUUGCAACUGGAAGCCAGAGAUAGCCAAAAACGACCAAAGAAAACAACAACCUCCAAGAAUUACACAAUCAUCCGGAUUGCUACAGUGCAGCACGAACUCCACCAACUGAGGAAGAAGCUGGAGGAUACAAAAAUGAGACUCCUAAUAGAAAUGAAGAUGAGAAAGCAGGCAGCAUCUGAUUUACAAGCACUGAGAGCAGAACUGACACAGAAGAAGAUUCAUUCAUCUUUAAUUCUCCAGUCCAGAAAAUCAGGAAUUUAA